Molecule: messenger RNA, 300 nt
Organism: Paramecium sonneborni
Lineage: Eukaryota; Ciliophora; Oligohymenophorea; Peniculida; Parameciidae
Source: the annotation of a GenBank genome assembly
AUGAUCAUGUAAUAAAAUACAAAUUUAAAAAUUUCAUUAAAAGUAUUAAUUAAAUUUUUUAUUUAGGAAUGCAAGAAAACUAGAAUUUGUUCAUAUUAAUAAAAACAUUGUUCUAAGUAUUGGAUUUUAUAGAGGAUUCAUAUUGAAAUUAUUAUAUAUUCUUAAUAAAUUUAAACUGGAUUUAUGUUUGAUUUUUAUCCAUAUGGUUAUUUAUUAAAAAUCUCUAUUAGAAUUAGGUAAUAGUUAAGUUAAUAUAUUAGUGAGAGAAUUUGGAAAGGUGUCUUGAAAUCUAUAAUGUGA